Lymnaea stagnalis (great pond snail) is the source of this 18207-nucleotide messenger RNA. The record is from the annotation of a GenBank genome assembly. Lineage: Eukaryota; Metazoa; Mollusca; Gastropoda; Lymnaeidae.
UAUCAUGUCUGGAGAGAGGUGGUGUACGGUGUAAAUAUUGGUGAGGCGGUAAGGUAUUACUAAGUAAAAGUAUUAGUACUAUUAACUAUUAGUAAGUCGGUAAUAGUCCUGACAUCUUUAUUAUUUGGUCGGAUUUGUUUAAAAAGUUUGACGACAGUCUACUAAUUAAAAAUAAUGUGUGUGUUUUUUGUUAUUUUUAUUUUGUGUUUCUACUUUUUCCACAACGCAUAUUAAAUGAUUUUGCUUUUUUUCAAUUCCCCCCUCCCCCAAUUGUUUGCUUUAAUUUAUCUCACUUUAAAAGUUGUUAGUAGUGUAUAUAGUAAAAUAGGUAUUAGUACAUCUUGAGGUGAGAGAAUAGAAAAAACAAGAGUAGAUAACACCAUUAUUUGUGUUUACGUAGUAGCAGUAUUCAGUAUACAAGAUAUAAUAACAAUAACAGGCUUCUUGAGCUAUUCACAGUUUAUCAUCGUAUGCAUAGACUUUCACUUUAAUUUUAAUUAACUUAAUGUUUUGUUACAUUUUCUAACCUACAUCUUAAACGCAUGCCUAUGAUCUUCUCUUUCCUUUGCACUAAAUUUGCAUUCAACUGAACUGUCUACUCUACAGUUACAGUCUACAGUGACAGUACAGUUUGAGUUUGACAGGAAGCAAUGGCAAUAAUUAUAAUAAUGUCGCCGAAUUUUGAAUGGCAUGAUUAUGAUGAUGAUGAUGAUGACCAGAUCAUGACAUUGUCUAUCUAUGCCUUUGAAUGCCUAUUAAUAUUACUAUUAGUAUUUAUUAGUAUUAGUAAAUGUAAUAAGUAUUAGCACUUAUAUUUAUAAUUAUAUAAAAUAAAUACUUGACUUAUUUAGGGUUCGAAGUGGCGUACGAGAGUUAUACGCAGUCGGCAAGUCAUGUGAGGUCUAUAUACUUCCUCUGUUACAGUAUCGUUCAUUAAAGGUACCUCGUUAUCAAGAUGACUAGGUGGUCGAAUGGUUUAAAUUGAGCAAACCUGAAGUUGGUGGUUUGGAGUUCAAUUCCAGCCAACGGCUAGUCAAGACUCAAUGAUACGUGUGCUUUGUUAUGUUUGUUCUCGAGAAUGAAUCAACAGCUCGGUUAAUUAAGUCACUUUUGUUUUGGCUAAAAAUUGUUAAAACAUGAUUAGAAUUAUAAUCAGGGGUGGAGAGUAGCUGAAAAAAAUAGCCGAAGGGGCAGGGGUUUCUGUAGAGGGGGCACUGUAAGUAAUACUUUCACACAGUUAUAGUUUUGCAUGGAAGCUGAAAACUGUUACAUUUAGGUCACCCACCCCCCCCAAAAAAAAAAUAAAAAAUAAAUUAUAUGAGUUGUUAAAAAUAAAUAGAACGUAUUUCCUGAAUUAGUCAGUGAAACCAACCACAUAGUCAUAGCAACAUAUAAAAACCUAAUCAAUCAGAGUACAGAACUCGACUUAAACCAAGGAAAUGUCUUAAGGCAGUGGUUCUCAACCUUUCCAAUGCCGCAACCCUUUAAUAUAGUUCCUUACGUUGUGGCGACCCCCAAACACACAAUUAUUUUCGUUGCUGCUUGGUAACUUUUGAGCGUGUGUGUUUUCCGAUGGUCUUAGGCGACCCCUGGGAAAUGGUCAUUCGACCACCAAAGGGGUCGCGACCCACAGGUUGAGAACCGCUGCCUUAAGGCAUAAUCAUCUUCUUAGUUUUAGACUCUAAGAAAUUUAUAACUUUGACUUAGACUUAUAAUUAUAAUUUAUAAGAUACAAGCAAUAAUACUAAUAAUAGCACUAAUACUAUUACUAUUAUUCAAAAUUAAUUAAAAUUAAUUCAAUUAAAAUGUUACGUCUUACGUUGAACACAUCAGAGUUCUAGUUCAAAACAACCCAUUAUGCGGCUCAUUACGCAUAAUACUUUUUUUGAAAUUGCCAAACUAGCGGUAAUAAACCUUAUUUGGCUAAAUUCCCAGUCGACUGCGUAUAACCCUGAGAGUUAUACGCAGUCGGCUGGGAAUAACUUUCAGGGUUAUGCGCAGUCGACUGCGUAUAACUCUCAGGGUUAUGCGCAGCCGACUGCGUAUAACACUUCCCUUUAGGGUUUUAGGAUACUAAUUGUUACAUUUUGAAUUUUAAUAUUGGAUUAAAAUAAAUUCAAUAACUUAAAUGACUUAGAUUAUGAGACUAUGAGUUUGCACUCAUUAACUAUUAUUAGUACCUUACUAACUUAGGUAGGAGCUUGGGCAUGAUAUUACUACUUAUACUAGUUUAGUUUAGUUUAGUCUGAGUUUAGUGAAUACACUAUUUCAUUUCAGCAGGUAAAUAAUGCACAAGUCUGUAUGGAUGAUAACAGAAGAGUGGUGGAAGGAGCUGAAACUAAAAGUAAACCAUGCUGUAGUCUACAUGGACAAUCAAAUGGCAGAAUUCCUUCACUGGAGUGGGGGAAUCGGAAUACUUUUAUCAGCUGGUGUUGUUGACAUCAGGGAAUUUUCUUCUUUUGAGGUCAGUUUUAAUAAACUUCAUACCUUGAAGGCUGGAGUUAUAGUGUGUAUAUUAUUAUGAUAAUAUUUAUAUUGUAGGCCUAGUAACAGUAACAUUUCUAUAUUUAUAGUCUUCAUCAAAUAAGACUAGGUACAAAAACCUAAUAUUAAUACAUCUAAUGUAAACAAAUUUAAUAUUUUGCUUCUAUAACAUACCUACUGAACCUCUUAUUAUAUGUAGAAAUAUACCCUUAAUACCACUGCCAUUUAUUUAAAAUGUUGUUUUUUUUAAUUAGGCCUACUACUUCAUCAUUAAUCCACUUGUUUUGUUGUUAUUUUUUUUAAGAUGAAAUUUUGAAAACAAAAAAUUGUAGAUUUUUUAAAAUAUAAUAUUAAGAAUUGAGAUAUGAAAUCGAAUAUCCUAUGGGGCUUAACUUCUUAAGAAUUCUUCUGGGGUUUCACUGUGACCUUCAAAUUUUUUUUUUUUAAAGUAUCAACCUGUUCUCUAAGUCAGUUUGCAGAAUACUGCAUUGUUAAACUAUUAGUGUUAGUGUCCAACGUGACAUAUUCCUAACAACUGCUAAGCCAUCUUAUUAAAAAUGCUGAAUUGGGUAAAAAUAUGCAGGAUCACUCUGCCAUAUUUAAAACUUGUAAACUUUAAAUUGAGAGAUGUGUACUGAAGAAGUUUAUGUUAGUACAGUUUGAUUCAAAUCUAAUCAUUAACCUUACCAAAGUAUGAUGGCAGUGUUUAUAAAACAGUUCUUUUAAUCUCUUUGCAUUUUCUUUUAACUGAAAAAAAACAACAGAGUGCUUCAGAAUCAAUAAAAAAAUCGGUCUUUAUAAUCAGCUCACCGCUGACUGGUGUCACGGAGGAUAUAAUUAGAGACAUUGUCACGCAAAGUCAAUUCCAGUAUGUUAUAAUCUUAACAACAGCCAGCCCACUGCUACACCCGGGCAACGAAGAUUCUAGUGGUGAUGAUGCAGUUUUUGAAGCAUUUGAGGAGAAAGUUUUGGAGUGGAUGAGAAAUAUGGUAAAAAAAAAUAUUUUAUGUUAAAGGAGUUUUGAAAUCUAAAGAGAAGAGCCCUUCUUUGUUUGAUCAGUAUCACAAAUUAACUCGGCAACCUUUGAACCUGGAAGAAAGGUUUUGAGUCAUCCAUUCUAAUUGUUUUUAUCUAAAUUUACAUCACAAAAAAAGUUUAUAUAUUUAUUUAAAAUGAUUUAACCCAAGCUCAUCUAGGUGUUAUAUGUUUACAGAACUAUACAGUUGAGAUAUCCCAUAUGCCCAUGUUUGGUGCCGAGGUCUGCCCAGGAUUGUUCAUCGCACCAGCCUUCUCCACCCUAUUUCCUAUCCUGACGUCAGAUGUCAAGCAAAUUGCUUAUCAGUUCAAAAGUUCUCACAACACCAAGGUACGCCCGACUAAAUCUCUCAUUAUUUUCUUUAAACUCACUAGUAGUGGUUUCAGGGUAAUGUUUGGGGACAUUCUCCACUGCUCCUACAUCUGCCCCUCCUCAAGGGGACUUUUUCAGUUUGCAUGCACUUUAGAGCAACAUUAUCCGGAAUCCUUUCUAUCCUGGUUCUGCCACUGGAUAUUUCAUUUUCACUUAAAUGUUUUAAGACAUCGUAGAAAAUAAAAUUUAAAGCAUAGCCUUAUUUUUAUUAGCCAUAUUUUAAUGUCACUCACAGUUGCCCUUGGGCUAAGAAUGACAAAAUGACUCUUAUGGUUUUCAUUGUCACGAUUACUACAGUACUCUAGUUUAGAGGCGCCGCUAGAAUAUUAACUCAAGUUCUUUACAUCAUUCGCCUCAUGGUAUAAAUUAUGUUAAUAGUUAUUGUUUAAUAUAUAAUAUAUUAAAUGAAUCACAAUUUUUUUUUUACAAGACUGAGUUCCUGCAUUUGUUAAAAUUGAAAACUAAUUUGAAAAUGAAUUUUUUUUUACUUUAAUAAUGUGCAGAAUCCCUGUCUACUUAAACCCCCAAGAAAAUUUUAACAACUCAUUUGCUGCUGAAAUGAUAAGAAUGUUUAUGCAUUCCUCCAUAAGGACCCCAAGCCUAUUGAAGGACUAAAGGAUCUUGAAUUGUCUCAUCUACCAGAUAACUUGCAGCUACAGAUAAAGGUUCUUUUCAAAAUGUCUUUUUUUUUUUUUUUAAUUUUUUUAUUACUUCAUUUUUUUAAUUUUGUAAAUUAAUAGUUAAUGGUAAUAUAAAAUUGUUUUAAUUUAUUUUUAUUUCAACAUUGUUUAAAUUUUUUUUUAUCUUUAAAACUUUUUUAUAUUAAUUAGUUAGUUGUAUUUACUUGCAGCUACAGAUAAAGGUUCUUUUCAAAAUGUCUUUUUUUUUUUUUUUAAUUUUUUUAUUACUUCAUUUUUUUAAUUUUGUAAAUUAAUAGGUAAUGGUAAUAUAAAAUUGUUUUAAUUUAUUUCUAAUUCAACAUUGUUUAAAUUUAUUUUUAUCCUUCAAACUUUCUUAAACUAAUUAGUCAGUUGUAUUAGGAUUUAUUGUUCUUCCAACAUUAUUUAGACAGGGAAAAUAAACUUUGUGUGUAACUAAGAUGGAAGAAGCCAUUAUUAUAAAAUCACAUACACGUCUGGUGAAUUACUUUGGCUCUUUUGGAAAGUAACAUAAUAAAAUAAUCUCCAAAAUUAUGUCCCUUGAAAUAAAUCUAACCAUUCAACUUCCAAGCAUUUAUAACUUUGUACGGCAGGCUAAUUGGUGUCUGAAUGGGGCAGUAACUCUGAAUUUAGAAGUUGUUUUGGUGGUAAUACAUGUGCAAAAAAUUACCUAGGUUGCAGAAAAUAAUUUCCAUCACUUUGACAAGUCAUUUCUACUUGUGCUCAGGUUCUACAAGUGGUAAUUUUUUUUAUUGAGUUUCUAAUAACAAUCACUGACAUUUGAAUUAUGCCAAUGAUUUUACUUAAUAUUUUCUUUAAAAAAAUUAAUUUAUAGUAAAUUGCUCUUUUUCUUUUUUUUCUCAAGCUAUUGGCCAGCGGCCUGCAUGCAUUGCUACAAGGCCUGGACGUGAAAGAAGAUAUAUAUUCUAUCGGCCACACUAGUCGACUAGUUGCAGCAGAACUGGACUCCUACCCUCCAGCACGAAUGCGUAGGAAGGUAUUGGGCAGUUUUAAUUUUUUAAUAUUUAAUUAGGAAAUAAUGUAUUUGUUUUGUGUUUUUCUUAUAAAGAGCCCUCCAUCUUUUUUUUUUAUAUACAGGUUUAUGGCAGUCUUGUGAAAUAAAUAUUGUUGUUUACCUUGGUAAAUUAAUUUCUCACUCAUGGCUGUCGGGCUUUCAAAACAAUGUCACACGCUCAAUUUUUCCUAUCAUGCUCCCUGGCUGAACGAAACUCCUUCCACUUGUUUCUGAUGCCAACAUUUUAAUUCAACUGAUUUAUUCCCUAAGUAAAUGACAACUUCUUUGGAUUGAGUGAAUCUAGAUAAAUAUAAUUUGGUUAAAAACAGAUGUUGUCAUGUCUUGGGUUGUUUUUUUUUGUAUAUCUUGCUAUUAGUAAUCUAAAUUUUUGAAGUAGUUUAUUGGGUUUUUUUAUUUCACAGGCUGUACAAAAUAGAGCGUCGCUAGUUCUAAUUGACAGAACACUGGACACAGCAUCAGCUGUCACUCACCAAAUGGACAGUCUCAUGGACAAAAUCAUCAACACUUUGCCACCCUUACCAGGACAUUCAAGUGACAGAUUAGUUGACAUGCAAGCUUUGUGUCAUGUCAUCAGGUCUGUCAAUCUACCACUGCUUUGUUUUGUUGUAUCAGAUUUUGCGGGCUAAGACAGUGGGUUGUGUCAUUUUCUGCUAAGUUACUGAGUUUUUUGUGUCAUUAUUUUCUAGCUAAGUUACCCAGUACCGAGUUUUUUUUGUGUCAUUAUUUUCUAACUAAUUUACUGAGUUUUUUUGGGUCAUUAUUUUCUAGCUUAUUUACUGAGGUUUUUUUUUUGCGUCAUUAUUUUCUAGCUAAGUUACCGAGUUUUUUUGGGUCAUUAUUUUCUAGCUAAGUUACCGAGUUUUUUUGUGUCAUUAUUUUCUAGCUAAGUCAGUGAGUUUUUGGGUCAUAAUUUUUAGCCAAUUCAGCUUUAUGCAGGGUGGGGGGGUGUUUAAGUAAUGAAAAUAAAAAAAAUAACAUCAAUGCUGUAAAUUAACCCACAAACUGUGGCAUGCAUUAUUCUGUAGUGUGGAGCUUUUCAGAGCGUUUUGAGUGCCUUUUGAAAUUGCAUUAAAUGACAUAGAAAUAUUGAUACAAGACCCCAAUAAGUAUAUAUUUUUAGAAAGGUAAAUGGAUGGGGAUAAAGUUGACUAUAUUGCCCACCCCGUAAAAAAAAUGUGUUCAGUGUCCUUGACCUUGGAGUUCUCAAGAAAAAAAAAUCGACAAAAUGUCUUGCUUUCAAGUGCUCAUAACAUCAUUAAUUUUUAUAGAUACACUUAAAACACAAAUCUAAAUGUUGCAUCCAAUUCAUUUAUCUUUCAGAAAAUGUAUAGUUUGCUAAGGUUUUGAUUGCAAUUAAACCUCUGAAAGCAAUUUAAUUAAUUUUAGGUCAGUUAUAUAAGAAACUGGGACCACUGCUAAAACCAAGUACAAAAUACGAAAUGUCAGGCAAAAUAGUUAUUAUUGACUAGUAAACAUUUUAAAAGGAACUAAGGAACUGAUUUGGGUUGUUUAGCUAUAAAAUUUAUAAGUUCUGAACUAUAAUCUGUAGCUUCUGUGACUAAAAUUCAUUCAGUCCUUGCCCAACCUCCGGGCCUGGCUCGAAGUCUAACAGUAGCCUCAGUAGGUCUACGGCAGUAUCACUAAGACUAGUAUAAAAUUCAUGAGAAGAAUAAUCUCAACUGAAAUCGUCAUGGGGAAUUUUAAAAUCAUCAUCAGUAUCACUUAAAACCUCUCCUAAAAGCUUUCAAACAUAGUUCUAUUAGUUCUUGCACUGAAGGCCCAGCCAUGGCUUCAACCAUUUUAGCUUUAAAAAAACAGCAAUAUAAAACUCUGAUUAAAAAGUAGUUAUUUUCAAGUUAUCACGAAACAGCUUGAACCGGAAGAUGAUUUAAUUAUUAAUAAAAGGAAGUGGCUAUAAUUCCGGUUAAAUAAUGGAUUGGAAGUUGCUAUCGGACUGUGUUUUUUAUCGCCAAUUUUUACAGAUCGAGAAAGUCUGCCGAUUUUUUUGGCCGACACAGUUUGCAGGUUAAAUUAAGUUAAUUCCAAAGAAAUUUUCAAUUUAAUAAAAAAAAAAAAGUAAAAUAUUUAUUGGUUAUUGUGUACUUUUAUUUGUUGUCUUUUUAAGUUGUCAUCAUUUCUGUUUCAUUGUUCAGAAGUGACUCUCUCACAUCAGUAAUCCUGCCUGGAAGUUUAGCCUCGACAAAUUUCACCUGUGAACCUUCUCACCUUUUACCUUUGAUCCACAAGAAACAGAAGGUUGUUUGUUUAUUAUACAGUUGUUUAUUUUAUAGUUGUUUAUUUAUAGUUGUUUUAUUUACAAUACAUACAGGUCUUUUGAAAUUUUUAGUUGCCUCAGUUCAAUAUUUAUUGUCGAGGUUACCUUUCCUCUUUCUCUCUAUCUUUGGAGUCAUUGAUAUUUGCUAUAUUGCUUCUACAGCUGUGGAAGGCAUUUCUGUGGAUGUCUUUACUGUUACAACACCUCUUUAUUCCCUCGUCAUUUAUUCCUUAAGUUCACAGUAGGAAUUUUCCAACGUCCCCAUUUCAGUGACUCAUUUGUUUAGCCUCAUCGCGUCCUCUUUCACGUUCCAGGAAGCAAUAAUGGAGGUCAAUCGCAGAUUAGUAGAAACCGCCUCGGCUGAAAAACUGCCCCUGAAUCUGACGGGUAGACCUGGGAGAAUAACGGCUGACCAGAUCGAGGCUAGUGUCAGUUUGUUCAAGUAAGUUUGAGAUUGCCAAUUUGUAUAAAGUCACUCUUACAUGAGAGCACCAACUGAUGCUGUUUUCUAAAAUGUUCAUGUUUUUUGUUUUAUUUAGCAACAUGUGCAUACACUAAAAAUGAUACCUAUAGGUAUAUAUAUAUAUAUUUAAAAUGAAAUACGAAUUAAGCAAAAUAAAAUAAUAUUGCAAAUAAAAACAGACUGGUGUGGGUACGUAUAUUCCUUCUAUCAUUCAUGCAAAUUUACUUAAGAUUUAAUCAGAUCUUUAGAAAAACCUUGUGCUUAUCUUGGCAUGAAUAAUGUCAGGGCAUACAAGAUAUCAGGGGCAAGAAUGUCAGUUUUUUUUCCAACUUCUAGUAAGUCAUUUUUAACCGUAAAUAUUGUAGAGUGAUAUUUCAAAACACAGCUUGCAAGAUAUUUUCACAGAACAAAAUUUGAUGGAUCUGUUUGGAAAAAAUCUUCUUUUUAUUUUUUUUUUAAUUUUAACCACCUAGCAAGAAAGUCAUAGAAAUGCUGCAUUUAUUAAGUUGACUCCAUGGUUAUGAUUAAAUGAAAGGUUUGAGAUUAUACAAUUUUGUUCUUGGUUUCACUUCUCUUUCCUUCCACCAGAGGUAAAUACCCUCUGGUCAAGAAGCACCUUGAUUUGCUGCAGGUUGCCAUGGCAACCAGCCAAGCCCUGAAGCACCCUGCAGGACAGGACAGUUGUGUGAUCACAGAGAAAAAUGUGGUCCAGACCAUGGCUGAAAAUGAUGAGUCUGCUCCUAGUGGGAUCUCAGUACUCUCAAAACUGAUCUUACAAGAAAUGCAGAAACCAACUGACAAGCGGUAAAAACAAUUGUUCUGUAAUUACUGUAAUGCUGUGUGUAAUUUAGUGUGAUGCCAUAUGUGUAAUUUAGUGUGAUGAUGUGUGUGUAAUUUAGUGUGAUGCUGUGUGUUUAAUUUAUUGUGAUGCUGUGUGUGUAAUUUGGUGUGAAACCUUGUGUGAAAUUUAGUGUGAUACCGUGUGUGUAAUUUGGUGCGCUGCUGUGUGUAAUUUGGUGUGAUGCUGUGUGUGUAAUUUGGUGUGAUGCUGUGUGUGUAAUUUGGUGUGAUUCUGUGUGUGUAAUUUGGUUUGAUGCUGUGUGUGUAAUUUGGUGUGAUGCUGUGUGUGUAAUUUGGUGUGAUGAUGUGUGUGUAAUUUGGUGUGAUGAUGUGUGUGUAAUUUGGUGUGAUGCUGUGUGUGUAAUUUGGUGUGAUGAUGUGUGUAAUUUGGUGUGAUGCUGUUUGUGUAAUUUGGCGUGAUGCUGUGUGUGUAAUUUGGUGUGAAGCCGUGUGUGUAAUUUGUUGUUAUGCCAUAUGUGUAAUUUGGUGUGAAGCCAUGUGUGUAAUUUAGUGUGAUACAGUGUGUGUAACUUGGUGUGAUGCUGUGUGAAAAUUGGUGUGAUGAUGUGUGUACUUUGGUGUGAUGUUGUUUGUGUAAUUUGGCGUGAUGCUGUGUUUGUAAUUUGGUGUGAAGCCGUGUGUAAUUUGUUGUUAUGCCAUAUGUGUAAUUUGGUGUGAUGCUGUGUGUGUAAUUUGGUAUGAUGCUGUGUGUGUAAUUUGUGUGAUGCUGUGUGUGUAAUUUGAUGUGAUACUGUGUGUGUAAUUGGCUGUGAAGCUGUGUGUGUAAUUUAGUGUGAUGCUGUGUGUGUAAUUUGGUAUGAUGCUGUGUGUGUAAUUUGGUAUGAUGCUGUGUGUGUAAUUUGGUAUGAUGCUGUGUGUGUAAUUUGGUAUGAUGCUGUGUGUGUAAUUUGGUGUGAUGCUGUGUGUGUAAUUGGCUGUGAUGCUGUGUGUGUAUUUUGGUGUGAUGCUGUGUGUGUAAUUUGGUGUGAUGCUGUGUGUGUAAUUGGCUGUGAUGCUGAUUUCUUUUUGGUUUCCAGAAUUGUUAGAUCUGUAGAGAUACAAAGUUGAUUUGUAAUGUUGAAAAUUUCUUGUGUUUCAAUAAUUUUGAUGGCAAGCAGGAUUUAUCUGUGUUUGUUGUUCUUUGGCUUGUGUACCAAGACUUGACUAGAGAGAUUUGAUGGCAAGCAGGAUUUAUCUGUGUUUGUUGUUCUUUGGCUUGUGUACCAAGACUUGACUAGAGAGAUUUGAUGGCAAGCAGGAUUUAUCUGUGUUUGUUGUUCUUUGGCUUGUGUACCAAGACUUGACUAGAGAGAUUUGAUGGCAAGCAGGAUUUAUCUGUGUUUGUUGUUCUUUGGCUUGUGUACCAAGACUUGACUAGAGAGAUUUGAUGGCAAGCAGGAUUUAUCUGUGUUUGUUGUUCUUUGGCUUGUGUACCAAGACUUGACUAGAGAGAUUUGAUGGCAAGCAGGAUUUAUCUGUGUUUGUUGUUCUUUGGCUUGUGUACCAAGACUUGACUAGAGAGAUUUGAUGGCAAGCAGGAUUUAUCUGUGUUUGUUGUUCUUUGGCUUGUGUACCAAGACUUGACUAGAGAGAUUUGAUGGCAAGCAGGAUUUAUCUGUGUUUGUUNGUUUUACUUUAUUCAGUUUAAAUGGAAAUUUAUUGGUGGGGAGGGGGGGGAUUCUUAGUUAAUUGUGAUAUGUUCUGUAAGAGUAUCAAACACUUGUCAUUACUUGUGUCUACAGAGAUCUUACUCUUGACAAUGGCCUGGGGUUGUUGGUCUAUGUGUAUGCCAUAUCAGAUGGAGAGUGUGGAGAUGAAUACUCAGUAAGAAUAUCUAACACUUGUCAUUACUUGUGUCUACAGAGAUCUUACUCUAGACGACGUCCUGGGGUUGCUGGCCUACGUGUAUGACAUAUCAGACGGAGAGUGCGGAGAUGAAGAUGAGGAGAUGGCAAUCAGGGUAACAUAUAUUUUACCCUCUAUAUUUUAAUUAAUUAAUUCUUUUCUGCUAGUAGUUUUGUUGAUGAGCGCGGGGGGAAAAAAAUAAUCUGAGGUUGUAACAAUUUCCAUUUUUAGAAUUUUAAAUAAUCAGUUAACUAAACAUUUCUUCUGCAAGAAUUUAUUUAAUUUUGACUAAGCAUCAUUUUAAUUUUAACUGUUGGUAUCCUGUGUAAUUCUUUUCAUUGAGGAUGUUUGAUAGAAGAUUUUUUUACAAUCAUUCAAACGUCUGUCAGAUCUAUUUCAUUUAAUUUAUAAUGUUUUAAAACAGCUUUGUUUAUAGUAUUGUUUGUAAUGAGUUGGGGGCAAAUUUCACUCCUUGGUUUCCAUGCAUUUGUUUGCUUCUUCUGUAGGAGUUAUUAGUCGAGUGGAUUAUAAAAGACAGUGAUGUGUUACCUCCCCUGUUUAAGAAAAUAGGUAAUGUCAAUAAAAUGCAUUUUAAUUUUUGUCAUUUUUUUUGUGUUUUCUAUCUAUAGUUCAGCUAAAUGUAAGUUUAUAAAGUUUUAUAAUAAAAUAAAUUGCAUGAAUAGCUUACCUGAUAUAUUCUUCUUAUGUCAGUUAUAUAAAGACUGAAUCUCUCUCCCAGAAAGAGAUUGAUUCUCUCUCUCAGAAUGAGAUCGGCUCUCUCUCUCUCUCAGAAUGAGAUCAGCUCGUUUUUGCCAUAAAUAUGUCAUCACUUCGUGUUAGACAAACCAUUACUUUACUAAGUAUUCAUUCAGUUUUAGUCUUGUGUGGUGAUAAGAAAAUAGUUUCAAUUCCUUGCAAAGGAAAUGAGCAGCUCUACAAUGGCUAUAACUUGGAUCUUAUUCAAUAGAAUGUUUCUAUCAGAAAAAAAAAUUAUUUAGGCUACCUAUUAAGAUUUAAAAAAUUGUUUCCAUUCUUACAGUACCUAAGGAGCUCUAUGGAAAGUCCACAUAUAAUUUAAAAUAUUUCAGAGGUCAACAUAAAAUGCAUUUGGUCAGACAUUUUUUAAAAUAAUAAACACAUAUCAAUUAUAGAAAUCGGAAUUCUAAAACACCAACAAGGCUUAAUUUUGUCAUGAGCCAAUUGUUUGCUCUAAGUAGAUCAGUUAUAAGUUCUCUACUACCAGUAGUAUUCCAGGUGUAAAGCACGAAAAGCCUGUAUUGUAUUCAUCCCUGUGGCCCUAGACUUUGGCCUGGAUUAUGUCCAUCCCUGUGGCACUACAGCUCACGUAGGGCCCUCUGGCUUGUAUUCUAGGAACUUUAAAGAUGAAUCAGGCUAAAAGAUUUGAGACAAAAAUAUUUAACAAAAAUGUUUAUUUCUCUUGUAUUGUUGAUAACCAUUUUUGUAUCUAUUUAUAAGUUGGUGACAAAGUAAAUGAGAGCAUUUUAACUGACCAGAUUGAAAACUUGUGGACAAGACUAGAAGAUAUAGGAUGUGCCAGGGACUCAAUGCAGCAGUUCAAGUAAGUUGUGGUGGUGUGUAGGGCUAUAGAAGAUGUAAGAUAUGACAGGGACUCAAUGCAACAGUUCAAGUAAGUUGUGGUGGUGUAAUGGGCUACAGAAGAUGUAAGAUAUGCCAGGGAUUCAAUGCAACAGUUCAAGUAAGUUGUGGUGGUGUAAUGGGCUACAGAAGAUAUAAGAUAUGACAGGGAUUCAAUGCAACAGUUCAAGUAAGCUACAGAAGAUGUAAGAAGUGCUAGCUACUCAAUUCAGCACUUCACCUAAGCUGUGUGGGAGUUUGAGGUUGGCUGGCCUAAAAUUGUAGCUGUUAAAAAAAAAUUUGGGAAAGGGGGAGAGGUUGUUAUGGGCUAGCUGGACUUAUGAUAGCAGCUGUUGUUGAAACCAGAGACGUCUUUGUACAAGUCAAAGUGCACCAUAAGUCAUAGCACUGCGGGAGCUCCACAUUAAGUUUUAUUAACUGUUGCAUUUUUAUGAAUUAAAAAAAAAAUAUUGUCGUAUUUCAACUAAUAUACAUUUUGUUAUCCCUCCGUGUAAACACAUUUUGUUAUCCCUCCGUGUAAACACAUUUUGUUAUCCCUCCGUGUAAACACAUUUUGUUAUCCCUCCGUGUAAACACAUUUUGUUAUCCCUCCGUGUAAACACAUUUUGUUAUCCCUCCGUGUAAACACAUUUUGUUAUCCCUCCGUGUAAACACAUUUUGUUAUCCCUCCGUGUAAACACAUUUUGUUAUCCCUCCGUGUAAACACAUUUUGUUAUCCCUCCGUGUAAACACAUUUUGUUAUCCCUCCGUGUAAACAUUUAUUUAUAUAUUUAUGUUAAGAUCAGUCCUUAACCCUGGAGACGCUGUCACACCUGCUGAUGUUCGACCUUUGCUGCGACAGCUUGUGGAGAAAAUUGUGGACCCAGCUAAACCUGAACUACCGGAUGUGGAGUGUAAAUCUGGGGGUCUCAAAGACCUGCUCAAGUCAGGAUUUGGGUAAGAAAUGGGCUGUAAAUCUGUAGUGCCUCAAGGACUUGAUCAAGUCUAGAUUUGGAUGAGAAAUUAGUUGUAAAUCUAGGGGGUCUCAAAGACCUGCUCAAUAUAGGAUUAGGGUAAGAAAUGGGUUGUAAAUCUGUGGUGUCUCAAGGACCUGAUGAAGUCUAGAUUUGGGUAAGAAAUUAUUUCUUCUGGUAGUGGUUCUGGUAGUGAUCGUUGCUGCAUCCAUAUACCGGCAUCUGUGUUGUAAAUCUAGGGGGUCUCAAAGACCUGCUCAAUAUAGGAUUUGGGUAAGAAAUUAGUUGUAAAUCUAGGGGGUCUCAAAGACCUGCUCAAUAUAGGAUUUGGGUAAGAAAAUAGUUGUAAAUCUAGGGGGUCUCAAAGACCUGCUCAAUACAGGAUUUGGGUAAGAAAUUAGUUGUAAAUCUAGGUGGUCUCAAAGACCUGCUCAAGUCAGGAUUUGGGUAAGAAAUGGUUUCUCCAUAUUAUGUCACUGAUGCCAUAUCUUAUAUUGUCUGUGCCACAUAUUCGCUGCUAAUAAACCAUAUGUACAUGGCUCUCCCAGAUAUGUGAGAAUGUGUCCAACUAUGAUAUAAUAUUUAAGGGUUAUUCCUGAAACAAUGUUGUCCCUGUUGCAUAGUAGUAAAGUCAUCUUCUGCUUGAGUGAGAGGUUGUAUUUUAUCCGAGGUAUUUCCCAGGGUCAGGAUAACAUUUGCCUAGAAUUGACCUAUUAGUCACAAGUAAGGCAGCCAUUUUGGGAGGUGAACCCUGGAUAAGUAUCAUCAACCAACAAAAUCGGAAGAUGGCAGCAAACUUGGCUUGCGUUUAUUCAUUAGCUGUCUGUGCAAAAAACACCUGUAGUCUACAUGUUAAGGAUCUUAAGGGUCAUCCUAAGGAAUCAUCUGGUACAUGAAACAAAUGCUAUAUUAUUGAAUGAGUUUUUGGCUAAAUAAAAUUGCGUACCUAAUCAUGGGUGAGUGAAAAAGAUAUCAUCAUUUUUUUUAAAGAGAUAUCUGUUCAAAUGAUACGUAAAGUUCAUAAAGUCUUAUCUAGGAUCUGGCACUUGGAUGAAAAUUAAUUUUGAGCCUGAGCUAAUACAAUAUCAUUAUGAUCUGCCUUAAUAAAUAAGGCUCAGCAGUUGAAAUAAGUACACAUUUUAUUGGUGCAAUUAAUUAGGAAAGUACGUAAUAAUAACAUUACUUAACCGGGUACAUCAAAAUAUGGUACAUGUGUGUUAGUGUUAGUAACUGACAGCAUAAAAAAAAAUUUUAAUUGGUAAUGUUUUAACCAAGUUUGUUAAAAGCUUUUGAAGAAAUGGGGUACAUCAAAAUAUGGUACAUAUGUGUUAGUAACUGACAGCAUAAAAAAACAUUUAAUUGGUAAUGUUUUAACCAAGCUUGUUAAAAGCCUUUGAAGAAAUGGGGUACAUCAAAAUAUGGUACAUAUGUGUUAGUAACUGACAGCAUAAAAAAACAUUUAAUUGGAAAUGUUUUAACCAAGCUUGUUAAAAGCCUUUGAAGAAAUGGGGUACAUCAAAAUAUGGUACAUAUGUGUUAGUAACUGACAGCACGAAAUUUUAUUUUUUUUUAAAUUGGUAAUGUUUUAACCAAGAUUGUUUAAAAGCCUUUGAAGAAAUGGCGCUCUAAAAUCAAUUUAAUUUUUCUUUUGGUCAGCUUUUUUAAGAGCUCAGGGAAACCUCGCCCCGGUGAUGCCCCCUUGUUAAUGUUGUUUGUGAUUGGUGGAGUGACAGCCGGAGAAGUCAAACAAAUCAGGGAUGUCGUCGACAAGGCAAAACCCCAGUUUGAGGUACAUGCAACAUGUUUUAUCAUUGGUUCGGACUUUGUUUAUUGAAUGUGAGGACAGAUGUACUUUAUUGACAGAGCUGAGACAACUGUUAAUUCAAUGCUGAGACAACCGUUAAUUCAAUUCAAGAUUAUGACGUUAAAAAGUUGAUUAUUUUAUUAGUUGCAUUUUGAUUUCCUCAUUGUGUCAUUGUAAGUUCAUUUCUAAAAGAACUUCUGAACUACAAAAAUUAGUUUUGAAUUCAUUCUGCAAAAAGUGAGAAAAAAAAACAUAAAAUAUUACAUUUUACUUUAAAAGGUCCAAAAACUCUGCCAAAGUCUACUGUUGGCAAGUGUUACCAAAACUCUGCCAAAGUCUACUGUUGGCAAGUGUUACCAAAACUCUGCCAAAGUCUACUGUUGGCAAGUGUUACCAAAACUCUGCCAAAGUCUACUGUUGGCAAGUGUUACCAAAACUCUGCCAAAGUCUACUGUUGGCAAGUGUUACCAAAACUCUGCCAAAGUCUACUGUUGGCAAGUGUUACCAAAACUCUGCCAAAGUCUACUGUUGGCAAGUGUUACCAAAACUAGAUUAUUAGCUUUUCCAUAUGCCAGAUGUAUUGUUUCCUUAAAGUCAAAAGUUACAAAAUUCAUUUGGUGAUCACGAUUUUGUCUUCUCACCUUCUGGGUGUCCAAUUUAGACACGUAAUGUUUUCAUAGCUUUCCGUCCAUACCAUUCACACCACACUCAGGAGGAGAUAACAGGAUAAUGCAAAUAUUUUAUCAGGAAGUAAAAAAUAAUAUUUUUAAAUCAUGUGAUUUUACGUUUAAGGUCAGAGGUUAGAGUCCAGUGGGGAGAAAAUUGACAAGGAUGAGGAAAUGUCCCCAGUCAGAACAGAUGGAAAAUGUCCCCAGUCAGAACAGAUAUGAAAUGUCCCCAGUCAGAACAGAUAUGAAAUGUCCCCAGUCACAACAGAUAUGAGGAAAUGUCCAUAGUCAGAACAGAUAUGAAAUGUCCCCAGUCAGAACAGAUAUGAAAUGUCCCCAGUCAGAACAGAUAUGAAAUGUCCCCAGUCAGAACAGAUAUGAAAUGUCCCCAGUCAGAACAGAUAUGAAAUGUCCCCAGUCAGAACAGAUAUGAAAUGUCCCCAGUCAGAACAGAUAUAAAUGUCCCCAGUCACAACAAAUAUGAAAUCUCCCCAUUCAGAACAGAUAAUACUUAAAACACCAGGAAGCUAAUUUAGUCCUGUUAUUUAAUUUAUAUUCUUUUAAAUUGCCAAGUGGGGUCAUUUGUUGUUAUCAUUUUUUUCCUUCAGAAAUUGUACGUUGGGAAAUGGCAUCAGCGAGCCGUCGAGCUAGUUCAUAAGCUCUUUAUGCCCUCCCCAAAGAACCCCACUCCCCCAGCCCGAGUUUUCGGGUGGUGACGCCUGGACAGCUCCCCUCCGCACUCCCUCGAUCGAGUGCUAGCGGAGGCCACCCUGGCCCAAGGACAUUCGGUCGGCCAGUGAUGCUGAUCUCAAUGUGUCAGCAGUAGACUUUCCCAUGGGGUGGGGAUGAUAUAUUACAUCCUAAAAUAUUCCCCCUCCCAUCCCAGGGAUGCGUAAGACACCCUCUAGGGAUUUCUACAGUGGGUUUCUAUCUUCCAACUAAUUUACAAAGUAGCUGGGACGAAAGGGUUGCCUAAGGAUGGCUACCUCAGUGGCUGUGUAACUAGAAUCACUGGCAACAGGUUACGACUACCCACCUCACACUACCCACCUCACACUACCCACCUCACACUACCCACCUCACACUACCCACCUCACACUACCCACCUCACACUACCCACCUCACACUACCCACCUCACACUACCCACCUCACGCCUUGUGUUCAUCAGCAGCAGCACGUCAUCAUGAUCCUAACCCUGUUCUUUUUCUUCUAAAAUUACCUGUUAUAUGAUCAUCAGGUCUCAGUGGCUGACAUUAAUGGAAGAUUAAGUUUUUAGAAAAUUGGAUACAAUUUCCAAUCCAGGAUAUUUACAAUAUGAUACUUUUCAAGUUAAACCAGACUUUUUAUAUAUUAUUUGCAUACCUGUCUCAUUGUUUUGUACACCUAUACUUUCUAACCAUUGGUUUAAAUUGUAUAAGAUUGUUUACAAACUAUGUUGUUUGUAAAGAGUUGGUAGUGUAAACAUCUUGCCUGAUGGCAUCUCUCACGUUUCGUUUUCUAGAUGGGGGUGUUGUGAAUUUCAUUAAUUUUUCUAUGAAAUGACUUCACAUCUUCAGAAAUUGUAAAUCUGUUCUCCUAGUUCUAAGUUCACUGACAAGUCUUUACAUGAUGCUUAUGUCUCCCACACAGGUCAUCAUCGGCGCCACAAGAUUGUCCAGCAUCAGCUCAACACUGGAGUCAAUCUUUGUUUCAGAUAACAUCAACAAAUAUGAUUUAUGAUCUUGUGAAAAAUUAUGGUUGCAUAUUGUGAUACUUGCUUAAUGAAGUUAUGAAGUAAAUGCUAUUUAUGGUACAGGGGAACUUGAUGUAAGUUUACUCAUGGGGCCAGCAUUGAUGAACUUGCUAAAUUACCCAAGGUGUUUAGGAAUUAUUGCUUAUUUAGGCAUUUAUAUUUCUUCUUAAUUCUCAACAACAUGAUCAUGGCCAUAACAGUUUGAGAGUCAUCAAACAUAAAAGUAAAAUAUUUUUAUUGACAUCUUAAUUGUUUGUCAUCUAUGGCCGCUCACAUCUGACUGCUUGGUUUAAUAUGAAGCUUGAAUUGUGAUGAUAGAAUAUUGUCAAGCAAGUAAUUUAAGAAGUUAUUUUUGUCUCAAGCUAUUUAAAUGUACCUGUUUAAUUAAACUUUUAAAUAUUAAACACAUGCACCAAUCACCA